UUGAUACUGAUGAAGCCCUUCAUGCCAUAGACCUGAGGGGGAAGAUGGAGGUGAAUUGGAGGGACAGACAUUAUGGCCAUAUCCGAGUAUGGAAUAGUCGAGCACGAUCUCUAUGUCCUGGAGCACGACUAGAGGGUGAUAUGUCGCCUGCUCAUCCAUACUUCGAUUGGUACGAUAGGGUGACUUGGAGGUUCAUCGACCACACUUCGGCUUCACUUGUUAUUAUGGUUGCCAGUCACAAGAAGUUGUUGAAACUUUAUACAGUAGGCAGUCCUGAGUACAAGCAUAUUUCAGCUGUACUUAAGACAGUGGAACGCCUUCACCGUAUAACUGCCCGACUUCCAUUGGAAGAUAUCAAUGGGGCAAAUCCAGAAGUGCCAGAAGAUACUAGACGACCAAGCACGAGCUCAACUCAUGUCAACCAUAGCCAUGGUCAGCGUGCUACAUCCCAUCAGGUUGUCAGUAGGGCAGAUCUCCCUCCACCCCCACAUGCAUCUCCUGCCCCAGAGUUCCCUCCACCUCCACAUGCAUCUCCUUCCCCAGAGAUCCCUCCACGUACUGCUCAUGCAGUUUCUGACCUAGAGAUCUUUCUACCCACUGCUCGUGCAUCUUUUCACCCCGAGAUCCCUUCACACACCUCACAUACAUUUUUUGAUCCUGCUCAUCUUUCAUUUACUCCACCAUCCUUUGAUCUCGGCCCUGAUUUCAGUCAAACCCCUCCUGUCAUGCACACACAAUCCCCAUCGUACAGCAUUGGUCAUAUAGACCAUGUACCGCCCCAUAGUCACUCCAUGUCAUUCAUGCCCACUCCUAGACUGCAUAUAGAUCCCAUGAGUAUGGGCACUCACAUUUCAUUUGCUACACCCUCCUCCCCCGCAGUUGUAGGAUCUUUAGUUGUUGGGAGUCAAACAAAACAGCCAGCUGUGCAUGUUGAGAAUGAGCAGGUUGUUGGGUUACAGUCACCCCUACCAGGUCGACCUAAACGUACAAUAAAAGCACCUCCUUGUGGGACAGGUGGUCACAAAGCAGGACACAACGCUGGCCCCACGCAACGUGAGGAGCCUCACGAAGGAGAUGCAGUACCCCCUCCCCCACAUACCAGACACUAUACGAGACAGCAUAAGCGUAAAAUGCAUUAGGACUAGCAUCCCAUAGAGGAAGAUGGAAUUGGUUUGAUGACAGUUAUUAAGGGUACUAGCAAAUUUCGUCGUUCAAGGAGGCAUUCUUAUGCCUCAGAUUUUUUUCCUCCUAGUAUGACUGAACUCAACUAUGCCUGUGAUCAAAUAAUCAGAUACACACAAUUCUGUCCCUAAUUAGCCCUCCCACCCAAUAGCUAAACGCCUAGUUCCACUGCUGAAAAUAGAGACUUACAGUUGGAGGCUGAAAGGUUGGACGUCCUCUGAGCAUUAAUCUCACUGGUUGGGUGGCAUCAGCAGGUGGAAUCUUUAAGAUUUGGAAUCUUUUAUUUUAGGGUUUAGGGUUGAGGGAGAGAGAGGGAUAUAUAUUGGUGCAGAAAACAUGAAUGUGGUCCCUACAAAUGGACCAAACUACCUUCCCUUGAUCAUGGACAGGGGUUUUGUUGGUGUAUUGCGUGAUUGGUGUGAAGCCUUUCCAACGUAUCCUAGAACUUAUGACUUGGUGCAUGCAGCCGGACUGCUAUCCCUUGAAAAUGUCCAGCAGCACCGUUGCACCACACUUGAUCUGUUCACUGAGAUUGAUUGAAUACUUUGUCCAGAGGUGCAUUUAGAUGGUACUCCUCACAAUUUAGAAGAAAGUGAUUUCUGUGAUUUUAGCUUUCUGGACAGAGGGCUUUUCAGUUCAGAUAUUUCUGUUUGUUUUAAAGGUGCCAUGCUUGAACCUGUUCGUAAAACACGAGAUGCAACGUUCUUUGUGAACAAUUCUAGUGAUAUUUAGGUUCCACGUGGACCAGAGCAGCCAGGUGCUGUUCAAAUUACCAUGCUGGAGCUGGCAGCACAAGGACAUGCUUCAAAGAAGCUUGCUAUAGGUACAAUUUAGAGCUACACAAGAAAGAAGAGAUUGCUGAGGAAAUUGCACGGUUGAGGAGUGCGGUUAGU
This is a messenger RNA of Quercus lobata, 2075 nucleotides long. RefSeq names its product extensin-like. The record is from RefSeq and is a predicted model, not a curated record. Bases 45 to 1139 code for a protein of 364 amino acids. NCBI's taxonomy places the organism in Eukaryota, Viridiplantae, Streptophyta, Magnoliopsida, Fagales, Fagaceae. The transcript is spliced from 9 exons.